AUGUCCUCCACUUCUACUCAGAACAUACCGACACCCUCAACCCUUUUCAAUCCUGCCAUGACACCUCAGACGGCUCAUGUAAGGCGCACACGCCCGAGCCAUGUCCAGACUAUUCUCCCCUCCAACACGCAACACCAACAGCACCCACCUACUAUACCCGCCUCUGCAAUAAGCGCCUCCUCGGUGGCUUCAAACUCACAACAGGGCUCGCCCAUCAUGUCCCCUGAGACCGCCGUCAUGACAUCCAACAGCUCGCUUCAGGCAUCCCCUGAGCAUCGAGGCCGUGAGCUCCUCGACGACCAGUUCCCCACCGGCCCCUUCCAGCUGCCAGAGUCGGUCAUCUCGAGGAAAACGAGUGACAAUUCACUUGGUCAGACCCUCGUCGGCAGUCCCAGCGCAAUGUCCGAGGCCGUGAGCAAAAGCGGCAAUCUCAUGAGGCGUCUGUCGAACAAGACUAGGGCCUGGAAGAACCGUCGCAGGACGUCCUCCGCCGCCCCUAACAGCCGUGACGGCAGCGUGGGCCCCGGCAUCCUCCGUCGGAGGAGUGACAGCAACACCACGGCUCCGCCCGACUUUGCCGCGUAUAGCGAGUCGGACGACGAUUUCAUUGAUGAUAUCGAAGAUCUGCGGUCCUUGAUUGGCGGCCUCGACGGGGCUCUCCGAGAAUCCUCAUCGAAUAGCACAACUGCCUCACUCGCCGGCUCCACCUCCCCUUCCAACACCACUGCCGGCCCCGUCAUACCCUUUCAGUUGCUCAAGGGCACCUGGAUUAGGAAGGUCUCGAAGAAGAACUGGAAGAAGCGUUUUAUCCUGGUUCUUGAGCCUGACGCGGCCAAGAUCUCGUGGGACAAGAACCGACCCCACAAGUGCCUUUACAUUGACGACAUCAAGGAGGUCAGGACUGGCUCCGAUAUACGGCAGUAUCGGAUCGACCACGGCGUGCCCGAGACCGAAGAGUCCAGGUGGUUCUCCAUCAUGUACUCGGUGCCCGAUAAGUCCAAGACAAAGAUGAUGCACCUCGUGGCCGACGACGCAAGCACCUUCUCCAAUUGGGUCACCACACUCGGGGCUAUCUCCAAGCAUCGACAGGACCUGAUGGCCUCCUUGAUGGCGUUCAACGACCGAGCGAUCCGCGAUUAUUGGCUUCAUGAGAUGACCAAACAAGGCGGUGAGAAGCCACUCUCCCUCGACGACGGCGACAUCGACUUUGAAGGGGUUCAGCGGGUCUGCCGGAACCUCCACAUCCAUGCGUCGCCCAGUCAGCUCCGCGCUAAGUUCCACGCGGCUGACGUUACUGACACCGGCCGCCUGAACUUCUUCGAGUUCCAGACUUUUGUGGGCUACAUGAAGCGUCGUGACGACAUCCGUCAUAUCUACCACCAGAUCGCUGCGAAUCCGGACAUGGGCCUCACCGUUAAGGAGUUUCUGGACUUCUUGCGCAACGUCCAAGGGGAGAACAUCGACGCCGACCUUGCCCCCUGGGAGGCCCUGUACAGCAAAUUUGCCCGCAAGUUUAAGUCAAGAGAUGCGGACGCGGUCCAGACCGACGGCCCGAAGAUGGGCGACGCAGCUUUUGCGGCAUUCCUGACAUCGACUUACAACCUGCCCGUGCACAAGGAGCCCAAGGAGUACACACUCGACCGACCACUGAACGAGUACUUCGUUUCCAGCUCGCACAACACCUACCUGAUGGGCCGUCAAGUUGCCGGCCUUUCCAGCGUCGAGGGCUACAUCUCGGCGCUCGCCCGUGGUUGCCGCUGUGUCGAGGUGGACUGCUGGGAUGGUCCCGACGGUCAACCAACCGUCAACCACGGCCGGACCCUCACCACUUCCAUCAGUUUCCAGGAAACUAUGACGACGAUCAACAAGUACGCCUUUGUCAAGACCAAGUACCCCCUGUGGAUUUCCCUUGAGGUACACUGCAACCCUCAGCAGCAGGCUGAGAUGGCUCGCAUCAUCAAGGAGACCUUCGGUGCGCGUCUCGUCACCGUACCGCUCGACUCGUCCGACAAGCUUCCCUCGCCCGAGCAGCUCAAGGAGCGAGUCCUGAUCAAGGUCAAGCGCCCGCAGCCCACUCCGGAGCCCAAGCCAGCAGAGACAACCGGCCGCCGUCGCGGCAAUAGCCUAACGUCGCCGUACCCAAAACCGGUCCAACUCGACAACAGCAUCAUCCCGUCUCAGUCCCUGCCUCAGAGCCCCAUCUUGAGCCCCAGCCAUUCCUCCCGCCGGCUCGUAAGCAAGAGCCGCGUCAACACCAUCACCGAGGGAGAGGUGCAGGACGCACUGAGCAGCAGCACGAGUGAUAACGACAGCGCCGGUGAGCGGAUCCCCCCUAGACGGUCGUCAAACAAGACAGUCAAGGUUCUGGGAGACCUGGGCGUGUAUUGUGCCGGAGUCAAGUUUGGCGGGUUCGACGCCCCCGACGCAAAGGCGUACAACCACAUCUUUUCGUUCAUGGAAUCGAGUUUCAUGAGGAACAGCAAGUCCAAGGAGGAGCGGAGGGCCAUCGAACGCCACAACAUGCGGUACCUCAUGCGGGUUUACCCCGAUCGCACCCGAAUCACCUCGAACAACUUCAACCCCGUCACUUAUUGGCGUAAGGGCGUGCAGAUGGCGGCUCUCAACUGGCAGACGUUCGACCUAGGAAUGCAGCUCAACCAGGCCAUGUACGAGAGUGGCACCGACAAGUCCGGAUACGUGCUCAAGCCCAUUGAGCUUCGCGAGAUCAAGGUGAUGCCUCAAGAAUGGUCCGGCUUCAGGGAACGUGAGGAGGUUACCUUUAGUAUCGACGUCAUCUCGGCUCAGCAACUCAUGCGACCCAACGGCAUGCCCAAUAACAAGACGGUCGACCCAUACGUGGAGGUCGAGGUAUUCCACUCCAGCGACAAGAGGGAGAAGAGGGAUGUGGACCCCACUGAGGCCCCCUCCACCGACUCACCGCUCAAGUUCCGGACGCGCGUCAUCCCGGAGAAUGGCUUCAACCCGAUUUUCGAUGGCAAGUUCACCUUUAAGGUGACCACCAAGUUCCCCGAGCUCAUCUUUGUUCGCUGGUCGGUCAAGCUCUCCCAUAAUGGCGAGAGUUACAACGACCGUCCACCCGUUGCCACGCACACCGCCAAGCUCAACGGCCUCAAGCGCGGUUACCGCACGCUUCCCCUCUUCGACCACAACGGCGAGCAAUACCUCUUUUCAACCCUCUUCUGCCGCAUCAACAUCGACAAUGUCCAGACUGUCUUGAUCAAGCACGAUGAGGCGUCAGAGACAACCGGCGCCACCAAACCUCGCGGGGUCGGACGUGUCUUCAACACGUUCGGCACGCGCUCCAACAACAUUAGCCCCAAGUCCAGCAUGGACAAGUCGAGCUACGAAGGCUAG
Colletotrichum higginsianum IMI 349063 is the source of this 3375-nucleotide messenger RNA. Its product is annotated as Phosphoinositide phospholipase C. The transcript has a single exon. Gene Ontology annotation, molecular function: calcium ion binding; phosphatidylinositol-4,5-bisphosphate phospholipase C activity. The coding region runs from base 1 to 3375 and encodes 1124 amino acids. Gene Ontology annotation, biological process: phosphatidylinositol-mediated signaling; lipid metabolic process. Lineage: Eukaryota; Fungi; Ascomycota; Sordariomycetes; Glomerellales; Glomerellaceae. The record is from RefSeq and is a predicted model, not a curated record.